AAGUUGGCUGGCUCUCAAGGCAGAGUCUCUUCUCAAAGGCUGUUUCACAGUGAAAAUAUGCUCAGUGCAGCCGAGUGCAUGAAUGAAAAAGCCUCCGGUACCUUCUAGUCUGGCAAAAUGCAGCACAAAACUCAACUUAGUCUGCCCUUUCUACUAUCCCAGGUGCUGUUGCUUGUAUUUGCAGAAGAUUUAGAAUGCAUCCCUGGAUUCCAGCAAAAGGUUUUUCAUAUUGAACAGCCAUCUGAAUUCACAGAGGACCAGCCAAUUCUGAACUUGGUGUUUGAUGACUGCAAGGGGAAUGACAAGUUGAACUUUGAAGUUUCUAACCCAGACUUUAAGGUGGAACCCAAUGGAUCUUUAGUUGCACUGAAAAAUAUAACUGAAGCUGGCAGAGCUUUGUUCAUCCAUGCCCGGUCUGCCCAGGCUGAAGAUAUGGCAGAAGUUCUAAUUGUCGGAGGGAAAGACCAUCAUGGCUCUUUAAAGGAAAUCUUUAAGAUUGAAGAUGGCAGUCUUGGAAUUCUAAGACAAAAAAGAGCCAUUGUGGCAACACCAAUAUUAAUUCCAGAAAAUCAGAGACCGCCAUUCCCCAGAGCCGUGGGCCGGGUUAUCGACAGUGACGGAACAGAGGGAUCAAAGUUUCGACUUUCUGGAAAGGGAGUGGAUCAAGAGCCAAAAGGAGCAUUCAAAAUCAAUGAGAACACUGGGGAAAUCUCGGUGACACGGUCCCUUGAUAGAGAAGCAAUUCCCACUUAUCAACUGCAAGUUGAGAUCACUGAUGUCAGCGGCAAAAGUAUUGAAGGCCCAGUCCUUCUAGAUAUCAUUGUUAUUGAUCAGAAUGACAACAGACCCAUCUUCAGGGAAGGACCGUACGUUGGACAUGUCAUGGAAGGGUCACCUACAGGUAUGGUGACAUCAUUCGUGCUUCUGUAA
Molecule: messenger RNA, 930 nt
Organism: Gopherus flavomarginatus (Mexican gopher tortoise)
Lineage: Eukaryota; Metazoa; Chordata; Testudines; Testudinidae
Product: cadherin-13-like
Exons: 6
Coding region: 118-930 (270 amino acids)
Biological process (GO): multicellular organism development; sprouting angiogenesis; cell morphogenesis
Cellular component (GO): catenin complex; adherens junction; plasma membrane
Molecular function (GO): cadherin binding; calcium ion binding
Source: RefSeq, a predicted model, not a curated record